Orbicella faveolata is the source of this 1559-nucleotide messenger RNA. RefSeq lists its product as uncharacterized. The record is from RefSeq and is a predicted model, not a curated record. Lineage: Eukaryota; Metazoa; Cnidaria; Anthozoa; Scleractinia; Merulinidae.
GAAUGCAAAUAUGGCGGAUCACUCGGACGGCCCGGGACUAGUAGCGUGGAAGCGAGGCUAGUCAGUCCUCGAUCAUGACCGCGGCUUUUCCCUGCUUGUUUUGAUCGUCACAGAUGGCUGCGUGUUCUUUGACAGAGGACGAUAUUCCCGGCGCUUCACUAGCUGGAAGAGAAUCAGCGAGUUUAAAAAACGAAGAACUUCGUUUUUGGUUAAAAUGCCGUGGCGAUUCAUUGAAGGGUUUGAAGACAAAGGCGUUAUUAGUGAAAAGGGUUGAGGAGUAUAUAAAGACUGGCCAUGAUCAGAACAUUGUCGAUCCAGACAAGAAUCGGAUCUAUACGAAAAGAAAAGAACGCAACGAGGCGACGAGCAAAGAUGUUGAUGCGAGUGUAUCCGGUGAAUCACAACCGAAGUAUCCAUCAGAUGGCUGGUCCACCGACCUUACUAAAAUGCCUUUCUUCACUCGCGCAGAAGUGAAUCAACAUAUUUCGAAGUCAGGGAAAAACAUUGGCUCCAAGACACACUCUGUUCCAACGAGUGUUAGAAAAGCUACCACGUUUCUUGAAGACGAAUACUUGAAAGAAAUUUUGGCAGCAAGUGAUGGGAGCUAUUUUUAUUUCAAGUCACUAUGUCACCACAGUUUUAGAAAGAAUGACCCGCCUCAUAACUUAAAAGUAGCUCUGUGUAUUGUAAGCGGAAAGGUAAAACAUGCAUACUGUACCUGUGUUGCUGGUGCUGUUGGUUUUUGUAACCAUGUGUUAGCCUUGAUGAUGAAAGUCUGCAAGUUCACAUUGUAUGAAUGCAAGAGUGUAAGUGACUUAGACAAUGAGGAUGACAUGCAACCAAAACAAGCUUGCACAUCUAUGUUGCAGCAGUGGCAUCGAAAGGGUAGGGGGGACACCAUAGUUUCACAACCAGCUAUGGAGGUUGUUGUUCUCAAAACACAUCAAGACUUAGACAGAUCUUCAUCAAGAGAAUCUGGGGUGAGGUGCUUAUUAUAUGAAGCUAGGACACUCCAAAGUAUUAAAAGUCAAAGAGCAGAUGAGCAGAAGUUGUGUGAAAGGUUGAAAAAGGAAAAUCCAAAAAUGGCAUUGGCACAAAUAAUGGAACCUUCUCCUGAAAGUUCACAGUUGCUAGAAACCAAAUUUGGUAAAAGCCCUCAAGGUUCCUAUGCAAGUUAUCAGCUGUCCACAACAGAGGAUAAUUUCAAAGUGUACUGUAACAUUUCUCAUGUACCUAGGGUUGACCCAGGCCACACACACAAUGUCUCAAUUAAUUCUUAUCCAAGAUUCCCACUCAAUACAGCAACAGAGGAGUUUGCUGUACCUGAUGAAUUGGCAGCAAUUGAGAAAGCCUUACUGGAAAAGCUUAGUGUUGAUGAAGAGAAAAUCAAUGACAUUGAGACCAAAACAAGGGGGCAGUCUAAUUGUGAAGAGUGGAAGCAGGAAAGAAAAUUCAGAUUUACAGCAUCAAACUUUGGCUUAAUCAGUGGAAGGAAAAGGCAUCAUGAGAAUUUUGUGAACAGCCUGCUACACCCCAAGCCCUUUACAUCACGGUACACU